CUGUUCCCAUUGUGGCAAAUGAAGAGAGAGCAGGGAGAAGCAGAAGGCAGAGCAGCAGGAAGUGGAUUUCCACACACUGAAAAUACUGCUUUCCACUGAAUAUUCUGCUCCAAAAACAUGUAAUCAAGAUGAAGAUGUAUAUGACUUUCCUCUGCUUGAGCUGUGGAUGGAUGCAAACAACUUGUGCUGCUAGUGUGACUCUGUCACCAUCCUCUGCACCAGUGACACCCACUGAAGAUGAGAGCUCCAAACUUGUGGAUUGGCUGCUGAAGUAUGGUUACCUCCCACCCUCAGACCCUUCCACCGGUCAGCUGCAGGCUUGGACAGGUGUCACCAAUGCUGUGAGGGCCAUGCAAAGGUUUGCAGGCCUAAAAGACAGCGGAGUUGUAGAUGAGGAGACAAUGGCGGUGAUGAACACGCCACGCUGCUCACUACCGGACCAGGAGGAAUCAUCCAUACUAUCGGCCAACCAAGAGAAAAUAAAUAUGAGGAGGCGGAGAAGAUGGGCUGUCUCCAUGUGGACGCGCAGGAACAUCAACUGGAGGUUGCAAUCAUAUCCCUCCUCUUCUCAUCUGUCUCGGGAAACAGUUCGCUCACUUAUCUUCUACGCCUUAAGAGUGUGGGCCGAGCCAACGCCACUGGAGUUCCAUGAGGUGGGCAGUCCGGAUGCAGCUGACCUGCGGGUAGACUUCUUCCAUGGUUACCAUGGUGAUGACUAUCCCUUUGAUGGGGCAGGUGGAGCAGUGGGCCACGCUUUCUUCCCCUCAGACCCAGCCCGGGCAGGAGUAGUUCAUUUGGAUGCGGAGGAAGAGUGGGCAUUCAGACAGCCAGUCUCUGAGGGUACCGACCUGUUCACAGUGCUGGUUCAUGAGUUUGGCCACGCACUGGGCCUUCCUCAUUCCUCAUCCCGUCACUCAGUCAUGAGGCCAUACUACCUGGGUCCUGUCGGAGACCCUCUCCACUACCGCCUGGGACCCCAAGACCUGGAGCACAUCACUCAGCUCUAUGGUCAAAUGAACAAGCUGCUGUCUACGGAGGCUCCUCGUAUCACCACAGAGUUGCACCACAGAGGCCAUCAUCAUCAUCGUCGUCAGCAUCAUCAUAGGCAUGGCCCCUCCAUAGAUCACUGUAACACCAGUUUUGAUGCUGUGGCAAAGAUUCGAGGAGAGACUUUCUUCUUCAAAGGUCCGAUGAUGUGGAGGGUCAAUGGCGGAGGCUUGGUGUCGGGGCGCGGUUCUUCAGUGAGGAGGUUGUGGAGGGGUCUACCCCCUGACCUGCUUCAUCUUCAAGCUGUGCUGGAGAGGCGCUCGGAUCAUGCGAUCAUCUUUAUCAGUGGUCACCAGUUCUGGCUCUUCAAGGACCUGUCUCUGCAAGAAGGCUACCCUCAGCCCCUGUCUGCUCUCAGGACGGGCGUCAGCUUAGAUUUAGCAGACACUGAUAACGACGAUGAUGACGAGCAGGCAGCAGGAGCAUUAGAGAGAUGGGGCCUGGUCUGGGACCCGGAGGAGGGGGCUGUGUGGGGAAAAAUUGGAGAUGCCAAACAAGAGAAUCAAGGAGACACCUGGACACAACUGCUCAAAGAGGGUGUGAAUGGAAUCACUACAGACACUAAUGGCUCUGUCUAUCUCUUUAAAGGAGAGUCCUACUGGAAGUUCAUGUUUCCAGGUUCAUCACUGCAUGAUGGAUACCCACGAUCCUCUGCUGCAGACUGGCUGGGCUGCACUGACUCAUCCUCACCUGGGAUGCAGGACCUCUCCUUUUCACUGUCAUCACCUGGAGGAAGAGAGGAGCUCAGGGAGAGUUGGAGAUAUCGGGGAGAGGAGGAAGAACUGAUAAAAAGAAAGCGGGUCAGAGACAGAACUAAACACAAAGAGGUGCUGGACAGAGGUUCACACAUCUGGACAAAAUGCACAUGCCGAAACGGAGCCCUGGGGGGCAGGACAACAUUUUUGAUAGCUGCCUUGCUGCAGGUUACAUGGGCACUGUUAGCUGUUUAAAGGUGCACAAUGAAAGAAAAAACUGAGGUUUUAUUAGACUAAACAGAGUGUGUGUACAACCUUUCCACAAGCACUCGCAUCCUCGCCCUGUACUCCUGUCUGAGUGUGAGAUUAGAAAUGUGCUGCUGGUUUCAGGUAGCAGCGGUGCUAAUUACGAGUGCUAUUUUAAUUAGGAGGCAUAUUUAUUUACCUGUCCACCAGUCAUCCGCUCAUAUUGUGAGUUAUGACCAGAAAACUGGUUCCAUCUGUGAAGGACUGAAGUUGCCAAAAUCAAUUAUUAACAAAAACAACAAUAAUAAAUAAUAAUAAUAAUCACGCAGACAUUAACUGACUGAUAAUUUGACAUGUUAGUAUUUACAGAUAUCAGUGUUUUAAAUGUAUGUAUGGAUCUCUGUAUUACUUUUACAUUCGUACUUUACAGCAAUACUAAUCUAUCCCAGGCAUCACAGACACUCACCACACUAGAAAAUGAAAGUGGUUUGGGGAAGUUAAAAUUAAAGAGUCAUUUUUAAUAUAUUUUUGAUAAUAUUUUAAUUUCAGUUUGACCAGUUUCACCUGCAUAUUUCACCCCAAAUCCACCGUAGCUUUUAAACUAAGUUUCUCUUUAUACAGACAAAAAGUGGAGUAGUGGCUUUAUUAAGUGGUUUUAUCAUUUCACCUUCCUGGUUAAUUUCUCUUAUUGCCGUCCCAUAGGUGACAGUCUGCAAGACCACACUGUUUAAAAAUAAGGAUAAAAAUCUAUGAAGAAGGAGAAUAAAUGACAUUAUUAUUAUUUUUUAUCAAAGCCUAAGUUUACUGCAGUUGAACACAACCUCCAACAGGGCAGUCAGUGAUGGAGGUAGCCUUUAGCAUGCAGCAGAUUUGAGCAGUGUAAAUGUACACCAACCAAUUUACACUUUUAAUAACUCAAAGGGCAGCUGACCCUGACUCAGGUGACAUCACUUAAGGACAGCUAUCAAACUUAAAAACAUUAUCCUGCCACAUGUUUCAGGUUCAAGGGUCUUUAUUCGUCACAUGCAUAGUUACAACACACAAUCAAAUGUAACCUGACACGCUCCUUGACUUGAGCAAAAGGGGGGGGCAUUAUAUAAUAUAACAUAUACAUUAGGUGGAUGUGCAGUAGUAGCAUGUAUGCAGCAAGCAGGUAAAGUCUGCACAUUAAGUGAAUUAAGUAAGAACAGACAAUCGCUUAUGAACACAUAACAACACACGAGAGAAAUAGUUUGAGCUCUAUUUUCUGACCAUUUAUUUUUACCCAUUUUCCAUUCAUCUUAACAGCAUUUACAUAAACUAUGCAUUUUAAUGGUGCACGUGUGAUGUAGUCUCUUAGAAAAAGCAUUUCUUACUGCGUCUUCCCUCCUCUGUCUUUUGUUGUUAGAGGUUGUUGUUCUGGCCUGCUGCUGGUAUUUCACAUGCUUUUUACUUAGUUCGAUGUGCUUAUGAGCCCUUCUGUUAUUUAAAGACUGCCUGCUUGUUCUGAACUCUGAUUUUGAUCAUGAUGUUCCUGUAAAUAGGGUUUGAAAUGAAGUAACUGAAAUAUGUCAACUUUUGUCAAAGCAUUCUGCAGCUGCUGCUUCAACUCCAUAAUCCACAACAAAUGGGGAAUAUAGUCGAAAAAAAUGAUCAGUAACUCUAAAUGUGUUUUAUAUUUGAGAUUCCUGAAAGGAGCCACGCUUUGCUUUGUUGAC
This is a messenger RNA of Haplochromis burtoni (Burton's mouthbrooder), 3685 nucleotides long. It is a transcript of the gene mmp17b, whose product is annotated as matrix metallopeptidase 17b. The transcript has 12 exons. Lineage: Eukaryota; Metazoa; Chordata; Actinopteri; Cichliformes; Cichlidae. The record is from RefSeq and is a predicted model, not a curated record. Gene Ontology annotation, molecular function: metalloendopeptidase activity; zinc ion binding. Gene Ontology annotation, cellular component: extracellular matrix. Gene Ontology annotation, biological process: collagen catabolic process; extracellular matrix organization; proteolysis. Bases 129 to 1997 code for a protein of 622 amino acids.